This is a messenger RNA of Chironomus riparius, 1285 nucleotides long. Lineage: Eukaryota; Metazoa; Arthropoda; Insecta; Diptera; Chironomidae. The record is from the annotation of a GenBank genome assembly.
CAAGACUUAACCACUCGGUCAAUAAAUCGAAAGUAACGAACAAAGUGCUCUUUUCGAAAACAAGUUCUUAAAAAUGCGCUAAAGGGAGCAGAAACUUAGCUAAAAUAUGAAUAUAAACUGUGUUAUUUGUUCUGAUUUAUUCAUUCCUGCAGAUAGUGUAUUUUCUACUCAAUGUGGACAUAUUUUUCAUCAUGCUUGUCUUAUACAAUGGAUGGAACGAAAAAAGGACUGUCCGCAAUGCCGUCAAAAAUGCACUGAAAGAAGCAUAUUUAGGAUAUACUUUAAUACAACAAAUCUUGAUUCAAGCAUAAACUCUGCAAAUCUCAUACAGACCGUUGAUAAUCUUACAUUUAAAGUAAGAGAGCAGGAUAUAUCGCUUCGAAAGAUAGAAGAAGAAAGAAGAAAACUUGAAGAAAAUUUACAGACCAAAGAGAAAAAAAUUAAGAGCUUGGAUGCGUCUGUAUCUCAUUUUAAUCAAGUAAUUUCUACGAUGAAACACGAAAGAGAUAUGCUAACUAAUCAACGAAUGAAUUACAAAGUUAUUGAAGCUGAAAAUUUGGAACUGAAAGCUAAACUUAAUUUAUUACAAACAAUAGAGAGUAUUAUGACGGCUUCACAAAAAGAAAUAGAUGAUAUAAUGAGACAAAACUUGAGUUCAAAAGAUUUGACUAUGAUGCUGGGAGCAUUAAGGCGCGAAUUGAAUAAUACAGAAAGUAGAAAAAAUGAAUUGAGGAGGCAGUUGCAGACUGUUAGAAAUGAUUUACGAUCUGAACAGGAAGAAAGAAAAAGGCUUGAAGAUGAAUUAAGUAAAUUGGAAAGUGAGAAUCAUUUGAUUUUGAACAAAAUUAAACAUGUAAAAAGUGAUCAAAAUAUUGCACCUAUCGAAGACUGUGAUACACCAGAAGUAGUUAAAAAGUCACGACAAGCUUUUCUUAAAAUGGACAGUCAAAAUACGCCAUCUCCAUUGAAUGCAGAGGAGUUCAAUAAGAGGAUUCAGAAUAUUCAAGAUUCUAAUUCACCAUAUUUUAAAGUUAAGAAAACUAGUAUUGGUUUAGCACCUAUUCUCAAGAAUCCAAAGCAGCAAAAGAGAUCCUUAACUAGACCAUCAAGUAAAGAUGUUGCAAAAUUGUCGAUCUUCAAAAAACCGAGACUUGCACAUGAUUCAUUUCCAAAGUUAAGUAGCGAUAUUUUCUAUAACGGAAUCGGUGGUACAUCAAAAAUUUUGCAAUCUGAUUUGACAACGAACUCUCACGAGUUGUCCAAAGACUACCCAUGAAAUAAAAGU